Messenger RNA from Prorocentrum cordatum, 586 nucleotides. The record is from the annotation of a GenBank genome assembly. Lineage: Eukaryota; Dinophyceae; Prorocentrales; Prorocentraceae.
GUCUGGGAUGCUGGCGCCCGUGCGGCGCCUGGCGGGGGUGCCCCUGGGCACCCUGCUGGCGGCGCUCGGCGUCGGCGUGCUGCUGUGCGUCGCGGCCACCCUCGGGCUGUACGGGGCGCUCCACGGGGGCCGCGAGCCGCCCGGCGAGGCCGCGGCGAUGCCACCGGACGUGGCGCCCGGUGGCCUUGGCGACGUGCUGCCUCGAGGCGAAGACGCGCUGCACUUCCUCUGGGUCAGCGAUUGCUCAGGCUACCAGGAAUGGCAGUCGCUGUCGCUGCUGUGGAGCAUCUACCGCGCCCAGGGCCCGGGAACCGGAGUCACUAGGCUCAUCAGCGGGUGCAGCAGCGACGAGCAGGCCGAGCGCCUUCACUCGCACGCCGCGCUGUUCCCGCGGGCCAACGGCCAGCGGGCCCCCCUGCUCUUCUUCACGGGGGCGCACGUGCGGAACGAGGAGCUCAACGACACCUACCCGCCGUACAACAGGCCGCACUCCAUCGCCGAAUGGGUCAAGACGCAGGCUGCAUGCACAUGUUGUUCGCUCAAUUUGAUGUUGCCUCUUGUCGAGCCCCCUGCUCCAUAUCUGUGA